AUUAAGAAAAACAAUAACCUAAAUAAUCCCCCCUUUUGAUCGGCACCCCACCACGACACCCCAUCGGAACCACCAUCGUCGCUUCAUAAUCUCUUUUCUCGAUCCGACUCCUGCUUCCAAACAAAACCCAACCCAACCCAACCCAACCCUACUGCGGAUCCAAUCUCUCUCUAUCUCUCUCGAUUUGCUUUUGAUCAAUUUAACACCACCCCCUUUUCUUUUUCCAAUUUGAUCAACGGUGGUGUGGGCAGAUUCACAUCCCCUUUUUCUUCUUCAUUUUAGUUCUUAUCACCGGUAUAAUCGGCUUAUUAAACAUGCGGAGACAUGCGUGAGCGACCCUCCCUACAUAGACCAUGAUAUUACUUCAGUCUCACUCAAGAUAUCUCCUACAGAUCUUGACAAAUCGCGUUCAAAAUAUUGAUAAAGGAGUCGAGUUGGAUUGCCACUGGGUUGAAUUUGAUGAUGUUCGCUACCAUAUUCAGGCAUCAAUAAAGAAUCCACAUCUUCUACAUCUAUCGGUAUCACUCCCCGCUCCACCUCCAGAGACUGCUUUUUCAAGUGGUCUUCCACUUGGAGCCAUUGAGGCUAUAAAAGCAGCAUAUGGCACCGUUGUUCAUAUCCUUGAUCCUCCAAGAGACGGCUUUAACCUCACAGUUAAACUUAACUUGUCCAAACUUCCUCCAAAUGAAGAGAAUAAACAGGCUCUUUUGGUGAAGAUUGCAUCUGUGAGGGAGGUGGUGAUGGGGGCCCCGUUAAGGGUAAUCUUGAAGCGCCUUGCUUCAAGGUUUGUGCCUUCCAAUGCCGGAAUGCUUAUUCCCCUUGUGCACCGACCAAACGAAUCGUUCUUUCUUGUUCCUCAGGUAGAAAAAGCGACUGUGGUGUUUCCUAUGAGAUUCAGUGAUUCUAUCGAUACUGUUCUUGCAGCAUCGUUCUUACAGGAGUUUGUUGAAGCAAGACGCACUGCUGGACUUAAUAAUGCUCCUCUUUGUCUGUGGUCUUCUUCCCCUCCAAAUGAACUGAAGGAUGCUCCUGAACAAGCAUUAUCUGCAAAUGCAGGCUUUGUUUCCUUUGUUAUCUCCCCGCGCCAUGUAGAAGGAAAGAAACUGGACAAAACUGUUUGGAGCUUAUCAACGUUUCAUGCAUACGUGAAUUAUCAUGUUAAGUGUUCCGAAGGAUUUAUGCAUACUCGGAUGAGACGUCGAGUGGAAUCAUUGAUCCAGGCCCUGGAUCGGGCCAAGCCCGAUGACAAUGCAAAUAUAGCAGCCCAAAGCAAAUCCUUCAAAAGAUUGAGCAUUGAAGCUUCACGAGGAAAUUCGCAUUAGCGUGAAAUACUGCUAACUUUUGCAUGUCUUUUGUGCUGCACUUUGCAAAUGUAGCUGUUUAUUCCUGCAGGCACUUGUGCCUGAUGAACAUACUUUUUUUUCCCUUUUUUCAUUCGAGUAUAUUCUUCACUAGAGGUUGAAAGUGACUCAACAAUACUAUCCUUGUAGUGCUCCUGCUUUUCUUUUCUUUUAUUUCUUUCAGCUAUUAUUUAUACAAUUUCAACAGUUAACAUGGA
Helianthus annuus (common sunflower) is the source of this 1558-nucleotide messenger RNA. RefSeq names its product actin-related protein 2/3 complex subunit 2A. Gene Ontology annotation, molecular function: actin filament binding; structural constituent of cytoskeleton. Bases 354 to 1322 code for a protein of 322 amino acids. Lineage: Eukaryota; Viridiplantae; Streptophyta; Magnoliopsida; Asterales; Asteraceae. Gene Ontology annotation, biological process: actin filament polymerization; Arp2/3 complex-mediated actin nucleation. The record is from RefSeq and is a predicted model, not a curated record. The transcript has 10 exons. Gene Ontology annotation, cellular component: Arp2/3 protein complex; actin cytoskeleton.